AUGGACUCGACGACCCUCCACCACCCCGUGCCUUCUUCGGUGGGCGUCGACUCUCAGGCCGUUUUCCCUGUCUCUUCCUCGGCCUAUUCACAGCCUGCCUCUCUGCCUCAAGGCGCGGCUUUCCGCCCAAACCCCAUCGCGCAUGCAGCCGCUUCUUCCCCCGCAGCGAGCCAGUAUGCUGCCUUCUCUGACGCGGCUGCAUGCGCGAGCGAGCUGGUCCGCCAAGUCGCGCUGGCGGACGAGACUGACGGGUCGCUGGAGAACAAGCUGCGCGGAGUCGGCGCCUGGGCGGGCGGGUGUACGUACACCCAAGCAACGGAUCUCCGGUCCUACGAGGAGAACCGUCACGCCUUCUCGUUGGGCCAGGUGUACCCCGAGGUCGUCCCUCUCCCUCCUGUGUUGCAGCGCCUCCUUCGCCGCCCCAAGGCGGUGAUUUCAGAGACCUUUCCUCAACAAACCUGGGAGGAGACAGGCGCAGCGACUGGCGGCUUCGCCUCCGCCGGCUCUUCCGCCGGCUCUUCCGCUGUCUCUUCCGCCGUCUCUUCCGCUGUCUCUCCCGCCUCGCCGUUCUCUCCCUCUUUUUCACUUGCGCCCCGCGGCAUCCUCCCGCGCCUCCAACUGCUCUGGGUGGCUGAGGGAGCGACGCUGCACCUCUGGCCGCUGCCUGGUGACUCUGGGUCUGCUUCGUCGCUCUUUUCGGAGGCCGCCUGCGACGGCGACGAUUUGGGCCUCGUGACGAGCGCGCCUCAGAAGCGAUUGCAUGCGCGGCGCCUCAUGGACCAGCAGCGACUGUUGCACUCGACCCUCAGCUUCGAGUUGCCUGCCUCCAUUUCUUGUCUUGAGCAUGUUCUCCUUCCACGUUCGCUCCUCCCGCCUGCCUUCGCCGCGUCCUUCCUCUUCUUCUCCGCGUCUCGGAUCUGGAAGACGCGUGUCACCGCCGAGCGUAGGAUUUCUGGGACCUCGGAAAGAGAGGGAACGAGGAGCGAGGCGGACUUUUGCAGCGAUCCUUCCGCGCCGCCAGACCUCGUGGAAGCGACGCAUUUCCACGCCCUCGUUGCCGUCUCGGCCUCCUCUGUCUCCAUUCUGGCCCUCGGCUCUCCACCGACUGGAGACGCGGGUGAGAACGCGUUCUGGCCCACUCCCCUCCCCUCGAGUGUUCCUUCUUCUCUGCAGCUGUACGAAGUCGCGAGCCUCCGUCUCGGCACUGCCGCCGCUUCCCCGUUUGCCUCCCUCUUCGGUGCUGAAGACUCCUUGGAGAUCACCGCAGUCGGUGUCCACCACGCCGCCUCCCGCAUCUUCUUCGGCGACAAAUCCGGAAACCUGUACGAGCUGCGCCUCCUUCCCAUCCCCUCUUCGGGCCCCUUGGGCUCCAGCGCGGAGACGCGCCGGUUUGGGCUCCGGAAGAUCCGGCGCAGAGACGCUUUCGCGGCCUCCCGGCGCAGCGAGAGAGUGGGGCGCCGGGCCGACGGGGAGACGCCUGAGACGCCUGAGUCAGAGGAGGAAGCGCUGUCUGCGUAUGGUUCUUCCGACGAGGAAGAGAUCGCGACAGCGAGAGAAGGCGACGCGAACGCCGAGGAAGUAGGCCUCUUUGAGUGUCGCCUAGAGAGACUGGGCGCUUCGCUGGUCUCCAGAGUUCUAAAGGGCGCCUGUGAGGCGGUUUCCUCCGCCUUCGCCUUUCUCCCUUCUCGCCGCAGCCGUUCCGGACGUAGGCAAGAGCGGCAGAGACGGUCUCUCUCGGCUACUCCGCCAGAGAGGAGAGCCGAUGACAGAGACGAGGCGAGACAGGGCGGCGAGAGAAUUCUGUCGAUCACUGCCGAUGACGAACGGGGCGCGCUUUGGGUUCUGAAUGCCGCCUCAGACGUCGCUCUUCUCCUCCUCGAGCCCCCCGCGCUGUCGCCAGACGGGACGCUCGUCGAAACGCAUCCGGCUGUCACCGUCGUGAGGCUGAAGCGACGCGAGAUGGAACGGCAAAUCGGCGCGGACUUCCGCAACUGGACCUCGCCCCCUGUCCCCGUUUGUGGGGAGACCCAGUGUCCCCAGUGUGGCUCCUCGUCUCGUUUCAGCUUCCGGUCGCCCCUGCAGGCGCCGCUAUUUGGCGGGGGGUCGAAGGGCCUCUUUGGCUUGUUUGGAGCGCAGCAGGAACUACGAGUUCUCAGUGCCCACCCCACAGCUCCGCAUGAGGCAGAGUCCAUUGCCGUCGUCCUUCUCGAUGAAAGAGGAGGACGAAUCUAUCUUCAGCUGGAGAAUUUUCGCCUGGUCUCGCGACUCAUGGGAGAGACAUCCCAGGACUCGUCUCAGCCUCCAUCCUACCCUCAGGCCUCAUCGCCGCCGUUCCUGCGAGUCGCCUGGUACCGCCCCGCGCCCGCUGCCGCAGGUUUCUGCGGCUGGCCCUCGCAUAUAAGCCGAAGCGGGGACGGCGCGGUUGGGAGCCGGCCGGGUCCGAACGGCGUGGCGCCUGGCGGCUUGUGCGGAUCGCGUCACCGGAAACUGAAGCUGGGGUACUACGCACAGGGGGCAGCGGUGCUCUUGUUUGAGCCUGAGGAAGGCGAAAAAGAGAAGAGCAGACGCGACGGAGAACGCGAAGGGAGACAGCGCGCAGCGAGUGAGAGCCAGGCUCAGAUGGUUGUGCCGGCCUUUGAGAGACUCGUGGCGAUAGUCCCGGACUUGGAAGUCUCUGCCCGCGAGGCGACGCCUUCGACUUCCUCUUGGUGCCAUGCGCCCCAUGACCAGCGAUGUCAACAGUCUUCAUCUACGUUCUCAGGGUCGUCUCGGCGCAUCCAGCCUCUGAAGGAGUCCUUCGCGGCCUUCCCUCUCUGCGCCUUCGGUUCCCCUGCAUUCGGUUCUUCUUUCGCUCCUGGCGAGUCUCUGUGGGUGGGAGAACUCCCCUGUUCUUUCGGCGAUAGCGCUGUGCAUGCACUCUCUGGGGCGGCAGCCUUUACGCUUCCGUCGCCAUUUGACAUCGCGAAAAGAAUCCACUGGCGAUACUUGCCGUAUCGAGACGUCUUGUCUUCUUCCAGUCCCGCAACGCGGCGCGCUUCGUCGACCUCCCGGGGGGCUCGAGGGGCUUCCGGAGGCGCGUAUGGCGGUUAUUCGGGGGGAACUGGCCUGUCUCCGCAACCUGGAGCUUCCUUCGCUUCUUUUUCUGCGCGUCCGUCGGGCACCUCGUUCUUGAACGGCAACCUGGGGGCCCUGCCUGCUCCUCCGACCAAUCCGCUGUUUUCACCUGUCGAGAAAACCAUCGCAGUGGCGCCGCCUCCCUUCUCUUCCUUCGCAGUUCACGGCAGACAGGCGUACGGCGCGCAUGCAUUUCUGGGCUUCGGCAGGCGCCAGGAAGGCCCCGAGCUGGCAGUGCCUCUCUCGGCGCUUCCCGCGCUCGCUCGCGACCAGGCGCUGCCCUCCCGGCGGGUGUUGAUUCUCACCUCGCGCUGUGUCCUUUCUCUCACCUUCUGCUCUCUCGAGGAGAUCUACAAAAAGCUGGCGACUCGGCUGAUUCGCCAGGUCGAGUCCCGCGCUCUCUUCGGUCCCCAAGUGCGUCCGGGGCCUUCGGGGUCUGAGGCCCGGCGAGACCCGCAGGGGGGCAGUGCGUCGCCGCAGGGUCAGGGCGGGGGAUCUUUCUUGCCUUUCUUCAAGAGGAAGUCCACACACGAGACGGGAGACGAGACCGAGAAAGCGAUGCUCGCGGCGGUUGUGGCCGCCACGGACAGCCGUGGGCGCGAGGGCGAGGUGAGAGACACUGCUCGCGAGGGGUGGAGGCGCAAUUCGGCGACGGCCGCGCUUCCAGUUGAACAGCGCAUCCAGCGAGUCUACGCGCAGCUCCUCGCGCGCCAAACUCGCCAGGAGGCCGAACGAAGUCCCCAGACGAUCCGGGGGGCCUACGCCUCAGGUGUAUGGACACCCCACGACCCACGCUCGGGUGUACCUACACCGUACGGAGGGUCUCCGGGACUCGGGUCUGAAGGUGCCCGCGGCUGGACGCGCCUGGUGGACGGAUCCUCUGGCGGCUUUUUUUCCGGCGCUUCGUUCGGGGGAAGCUCGCGCGAUGGAAAGCUCGCUGCAGACUUUCCACCUGCUUCUCGCGCUCCGGGAUUCCUGGAGGAGCUGUUUCUGGCGUAUCUCCGCGAUGUGUAUACACCCGAGCAGGUCGCGGCCGUCUGCUGGCAGUUACUGAUUGACUUCCCGACGCUUCUCGCGCCGUCGCGCUCGUUGUCCGCGCCGAGUUCGGCCUCGAACCUCCACCAGGCGCUGCGGGCUCUGUUGGUCCAUGCGAGUGAGGCACGCGGCGAUGUAUCUCUCGCCGGGCUGCUGACCGCGCAUGCAGGCCUGCUUUUCCACGCGGCCCCAGCGCUGGCGGCGCCGAGUGUGACGCUGCCUUUCUCUUCUCGCGGGGACCGAGCGUUCCUCGACCUCUUCCUGCGCUCUACGGUGACGCUCAGCACACCGUUGCCUCCUGCGGCUUCUCCCCUCGUUCUUCAGUCCCUCCGACGCGGCGACGGCGCGCAGGAGGAGGCCGACGGGCGUCGCAUGCGUUUCCUCGACGCGCAUGCAGCCGAGCAGUUCCUCACCCCGCUCCGCAGGGGCUACGUGGGCGGCGCCCAGACCCGCGGCGAAGAAGGCGGACCUCGCAGUCGCUUGUCCUCCGCGACGGAGACAGGUCUGCGGUUCGCAGAUUUGAGAGGCGACGGCUGUAUGCGCGAGCCAGGAGCCUCGCUCGGCGCGCCGGGGACCCAGUCACAUGCGGCGCAGGCGCAGAGUGCGUCUCGGAGCGCCGCGGCGCUUUUGUCCAGCGCCGGCGCGCCGUUCUUCGAAGUGGAGGAACAAGGAGGCCCCGCGGCGCCCGGUCUGUCUCCGACCGAAGUCGCUGCGCUGCUCUUUCUCUCGUGGCGUGUGCUGGUGGGCGAGAAGGAGACACCGGGGGGCGCGGGGGCCUCGCGGUCCGCAUGGAGGAGCUCCGACCAGGAGGCUGACGUUGCGAGGCUGAAGGAGCUGGAGAACGAGCUGCAGCAGCUGCGACAGCGAACUGCAUGCGACGGAGCUGACAGGCGACGCGAGCGAAGCGAGGGGAAAGGAGACCUGGGGCGACUGGAGAACAGCAGAUCACCCAGAUGCUGGUUGCUUGGCGCGACAAACGACCCUGGGAAGCCCGCGAGUCUGCAGGAGCAGCAGCUCGAGUUGCAGAUUAAGCAGCUCCAGCUUCAAAUUGAUCAACGAAACUACCACGCGCAACUCAGCACCAACGCAGCGCCUGCGGCAGCCGACUUCUUCUCGGUGUCUCCGACGGCAAAGGGCCUUCUUCUGUUUGUUUCGCGGCUUCUGCGGCCUCUGCUCUUCGCGCCUCUCUUUGAAGCUGGUCACGACGCCUCCGGAAUUCUCCGUUCGCCAGCGAGCACGAGUGCGACGCCUGUCGCUGGCAAGUUGAAGAGGCGCUCUCGAUUUUCUUCCUUCCUUUUCGGGGAUCCCUCAGAGAGCGACGCCGUCGCCCCACCAGCCGCUUCGCUGCUCGCCGUUGCGAGUCUCGCGGGCGUCCAGGCGAGUCAACUGACUCCUGGAGCCGUCCCAGUCCCCAUCUGCAUGCGGGGACGGUUCUCACUCUCGGCCGUCUCGACCUUGCAGAAAAAGCUCGCGCUUCUCUUUAUGGUUGUCGACGCAGUGUACACGGCCAUUUUCGAGCGUCACGUGAUGAGGCGGCAAGAACAGAUUGCAGCGUCUCAGGUGUCUCCAACGCCUUCAUUUGUAUCCUGCGCUCCUUUCGCACCCUCGCCCGUAACUUCUGCGCUUCCUCCGCACUGGCCACUCGCUGCGUUCUCUGCGUCUGCGGCAGCUGACGCGCGAGACGCAGACUCCGUCGCCGCGGGAUUUCUCGGCGGCGCGAAAACGCAAGACACCAACUUGGCAGACUCAGUCGCCGCGGCGUCCAGAGCUGCGAUCGUCUGGGGGAGCCUCCCGUCACACGAGCAAGAAGAGUUGCAACAGCUGUUUGCGGUGUCGCGCAUGCUCCUCUUCUGCAACGAAGCGCUCGCGGCCUACCGUCUGCUGCUGCGGGAGGUGGAGAGCUGUGCUCAGCUGGGAAGGCGGCGCAUCAUCGACCCGCUUCAGUUCGACCGCGUUCUCUGUCUCAAUCUCUCGCUCUUGUGCUCGGAGAGAAGCAGCCGAGAAGACUUCCGGCAGUUCGUCUUCAGCUGCGUCUCCGUACAGAGUCCAGCCCUCGGCCAACUGUGCACAGGCGCCCUCUUCACGCCGCAAGAGCUGCGCGCUCACAGCGCAUUGAUGCAGCUGAAGAGUUUCAUCGACGAAGGUCGGGAGGCGCUGGAGCAGAACAUGUUUCAGCAGAAGGUUUUUCUUUCCAGGUUUCUCGCGCAGCACGGAACGGAGGCGGAGGCGACUUGCGGGGCCUCUUCGCUGCCUUCACUCCCCGCGCCGAGUCCAGCUGUCCUUUCUCUUCAGACACAAAUUCUUCAGUUUGUGGGAUCUCAACUUGUUCCUUUUCUCUCCUUUUUCCCCAUGCAAACGCUCGCCGAACUCCUCGUUUCGGUGCAGAUGUACAGGCUCCUGGUUAGCGUGGUGCAUGCAAAAGCCGAGGAGUUGUCUACGCGCCACAGGCUCGCUGGCGGUGCAUGCGGGCGGAGCUUGACCAGGCUGCCUUCUCCCGCCGAGCAAGAGAAGGAAAUAGAAGAGACCUGCUACAGCCUCGUGACCUCCUGGCUUCAGAGGUUCCUCGACCUUCACCUUGAUGCGCGCCAGCGUCAACGCGCCUCACAAGCAGUCCCCGUCUCUUCCUCGCCUCAGGGCGACGGAGACGCAGAGGCGCUCUUCUGGCGCAUGCAGGCCGCGGCGCUCGUGUCUGCCGUGCUCAGCUGCGACGAUGAAAAUUUGCAAUCUUCAGUGUUCUCCUGGAUCGCUCAGGCUGGCCAGAAAACUUUUCCAGAGUCGCUUCUCACGUUGAACAGCCCAUACCUUUUGCCCUGGCUGCAAAGACACUUUCGACAUUUCGCUCUCGAUGUGGGUGCCUUCUAUGCGGCGGCAGGUCUCUCCUCCAGGGCAGCAGCCGAGUACCUCGCCCAGGGUCUGCGUCCAUGGCGCGAAGAGGACUGCCCUGCCGUUGCAGAUUCGCCUCUUCCUCCUCGACCUCUCGAUGGAGCGAGACGGCCGCCGAACCCUCCAAACGCCACAGACAGGGAGAGGACGAACGCCGAGAAUCAAGGCGCUCCCCCAACUCGCGAUGGAGACUCAGAAGACGGAGUCGCCAGGGAACAAACGGCACAACUCCUCGCCUUCGACGCAGAGCGAGACGCAUUCUGCGUUGAAAAAACCUCUCUCAUUUGGCGGCGCACAGCCGCGUAUGUUAGCGAGCAGGCUCGCGCGCCGUCGCUGCAGAGGCGGUUAUUUCUUCUUGCACAGGCGAAGGACGCUCUUCAGCAGCAGGCGCAGGAGCUGCAUGCAGAGAAAGAAGUCUUUCCAGGACUCCAGAGGGCCUCCGGAGACACACCCGUAGAACGGAGACAGUUCGCCUCUCCUUCACUUGGCAACGCGAGAGCGGCCUGGCUUAGCGCGCAGGCCGUCAGCGACUGCAUGCAAAAUCCGUUUUCGUCUCUCCUCGUUGGAUGCGUCUCAAUCGAACAAAUAUCGGAAAGCAUUCAGAUGGUGGGAUGCCAGCAAGGUCUUUUGCGAGACUGUUUGCGCGUAUUUUGCUUCUUGGCGUUGGAGUUCGCUGCUGCUGCGGCGCGUGUGAAGAGCGAGCUCGCUUGCAGUCGGAGAGGCGCUUCGUUGUGCGGCCGUUCAGCAGAGACAGGCGAAGGGUGCUCCUCUGGCGAGAAAACGGCUGCAGCAGAGAGAGAAAAAGGAGAGAGGGAACAACUCCUUCGGGAAGCUGUCGAAGAUUUCCUUCGAGACUUCUUUGCACACAGAGAAGAGAUCGACAGGAGCUCCGCUGCCGGCUGUCACGAGCGAACUCCAACCAGUCCGCAACAUCAGCAAAACGCGGAACAAUGGGAGAUUUUCGACAGUCUGCUGGACCUGAUGAAGGCACUGCAGACGACGGUGUACUCGCGUUCGGAGCUGCUCACGUUGGCGGACGUCUUCUGGCGGGCAAACCGUUUCGUCCAAGACGAGUCGUUUUCGUCAAUUUUCCCCUCGAUCACCGCUCUCCAGCUCCUCGCUCGCGCCUCGCCACCGGACGGUCGGCGUUCUCGUGACGGAGACACGGAGAGAACCGCAAGCGGCGGCGCCAGGAGAGACGCUGGAGAGUACAGAGCAGAUGCAGAGGAAAGAGUCUCGGAACUCGACGCGGGAGAAGGCAAAAUUGCUGCAGCUUGCGGUUGCUACUUAGCCUUCGCCGCGGCUGCCUCGAGAGCUCUGGAAAACGAAAAAAUUCUGCACAGCGCGCUCGACGAUCUGCUUUCUUAUCCGGACGUAGGUUUGCGGCGUGUACAGCGACGCCUGAUGCCGGAGUAUCUUCUGCUUCUGCACAAGUUCGUUCAGGAGCGAGAGUUGUCGCUUUCUCCGCUUUUGACUCGUGACAGGAACGACUUCUCUGGAGAGCAGAGUCGCUUUGUCGAGGAACUGCUUCUUCAUCCUUCUCGACGGCUCGGAGGCGACGACGCAUGCACAGAGUGCCUGCUCCUUCCUCCUGCGCUGUGGCCAGCGUGGAUGAUUCUGCACCGACGCGUCCCCCCUGAGACGCUGGUCGACGCGUAUCUCCACCUCGUGCGAACUCGGUCUCCGGGCAUGACGCUUCACAUCAGUCUCACGCCCCAGGUGCAGGCGACGAUUUUCGCUUGGCUGUUCGACGCCUGGUUGAUGAACGAAGAGAACUCAACUUCUGGACAAACCUUCAUCAAGACGUUUUCCUUCUACUUGAGCGAGGGAAAACUCCCUUUUUUCGAAACGCCCAACGACUGUCUUCAAGCGCAGUUGAGUCGAGAAGAACAAGAAGGCGCGGCGGACGCAUGUCGCAAGCUGACGCGCAUGGUGUUGACCAUCGGCGCGGCCUUGGCUGCUGUUGCUGCGGAUGUCCCUCAACUAAAACAACUCGAAAUGUAUCGCAGCGCCUGCCUCGCACUUGACACUUUCCAAAGCAAAUUGUCGCUCUACGCAUCUGCUCUUCAACAACCCAUAGACAGCUGA
Messenger RNA from Toxoplasma gondii ME49, 9120 nucleotides. RefSeq lists its product as hypothetical. Lineage: Eukaryota; Apicomplexa; Conoidasida; Eucoccidiorida; Sarcocystidae. Gene Ontology annotation, biological process: protein import into nucleus; transcription-dependent tethering of RNA polymerase II gene DNA at nuclear periphery; RNA export from nucleus. The transcript has 20 exons. The record is from RefSeq and is a predicted model, not a curated record. Gene Ontology annotation, cellular component: nuclear pore inner ring; nuclear pore. Bases 1 to 9120 code for a protein of 3039 amino acids. Gene Ontology annotation, molecular function: structural constituent of nuclear pore.